AUGGGCGCCAAUGCUGCCGCUUUCGCGUCUCUACUGCGCGGCGCCACCAAUCUCUCGCAAUGCCGCUGGAUCCUGGAGCAGCUGAUCAACAGCAGGUAUGCUGGUGACAUCUUCCUGGGGAAUUUGGCGCUCCAGAUGUUUGGGAAGCUGCACGGCAUCGGCGACGCCAGGGCUUUGUUCCACCGGAUGGCACAGACCGGGCGAAAUCUCUUCUCCUGGUCGAUCAUGAUCUCGGCACUGUGUCGCGACGGGCAUCACCGCGAGGCCCUGGGGUGUUACCACGCGAUGAAUCUGGAAGGGGGCAUUGAGGCUGAUAUGGUGAUCUUGUCCACCGUCAUUGGCGUUUGCUCCGCGCUCCAGAAUCUCUGCGAGGGACGCAAGCUCCACGAUCGCGUCGCUGGCUGUGGCCUGGAAUCCGACACGGUCGUCCACAACGCUUUGGUGAGCAUGUAUGUGAAGUGUGGCUGCUUGGACGAUGCUCGAGCGGUCUUCGACGCUACUCCGACGCGAGAGAAGGAUGCCGUCUCUUGGAACGUGAUGAUGGCUGCGUACUCCUCGCGAGGUAAGUUCCAGCAAGCUCUAGAGAUUUUCAAUGACUGUCUACUCCACUCCGUCCAGGGACCCGAUGCCGUGAGCUUUGUCACCGCCAUCUCGGCCUGCUGUGGAUUAAAAGACGUGAAGCAGGCUAGAGCUCUGGAGGAGCUCAGUUGUUCGCAUGGAUUUUUGGAGACCAGCGUUGCGGUCCAGAACUCUCUCAUCAACCUCUAUGGAAAAUGCGCGAGCUUGAGCGAGGCCAGGUUGGUUUUUGACAGGAUUGCUUCCAAGACUGCUUUGUCAGUUCGUGCUGCAGUAAUGGAGGUGAUGCUGAGACGAGAAGAGAAAUUUUGUCACAGGUUUGUUAUCGCAUUCAUGCUGCCUUCUAUUCUGAUGUGGUGCUUGGGACUUGUCUUCUAG
Molecule: messenger RNA, 954 nt
Organism: Selaginella moellendorffii
Lineage: Eukaryota; Viridiplantae; Streptophyta; Lycopodiopsida; Selaginellales; Selaginellaceae
Product: pentatricopeptide repeat-containing protein At3g12770-like
Exons: 2
Coding region: 1-954 (317 amino acids)
Biological process (GO): RNA modification
Cellular component (GO): intracellular membrane-bounded organelle
Molecular function (GO): protein binding; RNA binding
Source: RefSeq, a predicted model, not a curated record